UUUAGGCAAAUGAGGCUGCCUCGGCCCUCCCCGUCUCCAGGUAUAUAAAGUGGGGAGCGCUCCCGCCGACGGCCAAUGCGCACGGAGAGCAGUGUCCCCGCUGCAGACGGACGUGGAGGCGGCGAUGAGAUUCCCGCUGGCUUUGGCCGUGCUCCUCCUGGCCUCGGCGCAGGCGCUGGCUGAGGAAAUGGGCACCGCCGACGACCUCAGCUACUGGUCCGACUGGUCCGACGGCGACCCGGUGAAGGAGGAGCUGUCGCUGCCCCUGGAGCACUUCCUGCAGAGGAUGGCUCGGAGACCCCGGCCCCAGCAGUUCUUCGGCCUCAUGGGCAAGCGGGAUGCCGGAUAUGGCCAGAUCUCUCACAAAAGGCAUAAAACAGACUCUUUUGUUGGACUUAUGGGCAAAAGAUCUUUAGAUUCUGGAUCCUCUGAAAGGAGCACAGCACAGAGCUACGAGCGGAGGCGCAAAUGAGACCUUCCCGUGUGUUAUUUCUGACCACUUUCUUUGUUCCUCUGCCCAGUGCAGUGUAAUAUAAACUACUCACCCUCUGGAA
Molecule: messenger RNA, 554 nt
Organism: Pogoniulus pusillus (Red-fronted tinkerbird)
Lineage: Eukaryota; Metazoa; Chordata; Aves; Piciformes; Lybiidae
Gene: TAC1
Product: tachykinin precursor 1
Exons: 6
Coding region: 125-472 (115 amino acids)
Biological process (GO): tachykinin receptor signaling pathway
Source: RefSeq, a predicted model, not a curated record